Messenger RNA from Lactuca sativa (garden lettuce), 1172 nucleotides. It is a transcript of the gene CJD1, whose product is annotated as Chloroplast J-like domain 1. The record is from RefSeq and is a predicted model, not a curated record. NCBI's taxonomy places the organism in Eukaryota, Viridiplantae, Streptophyta, Magnoliopsida, Asterales, Asteraceae. Gene Ontology annotation, cellular component: chloroplast membrane.
AUUAUCAUGAACCGGGAUUGAACGAACGCCCAAACUCCGCCUGCAAACAAAAAGAAGUAAAGAACCCUAAAGGAUCAAAAUUCACACACACACACACAUACACACACAUCAUCUCAUCAUCAUCAUCAUCAUCGAUGGCUUUGGCUAUAUCCAACGUCUUUCAAAUUCCCAAUUCUCGUUUGUGUGGCAAGAAGAGUAUCUUCGUUCAUAGCUCGCUUUCCAAUUUCUCUCCAUCCUUCGUAAGAUUUUCUAAAUGUCGCUUGAGUCAAAAGAUAGUUUGUGCUGCUUCCUCAGCUGCUGGAAGUUCUAGUUCAGACAAAGAGUUAAAUCCCUAUGAGGUUCUGGGCGUGAACCCCAUUGAGGGAUUUGAUAUGGUGAAGGCAGCUUACACAAGAAAACGCAGGGAUGCUGAAAGAAGGGGGGAUGAGGCGACUGCUGCUCUUUUGGAGAAAGCAUAUGACAAACUCAUGAUGGCACAAUUAACAAAUCGAAAGAAGGGUGUGACAUUUGGUUCAUUUCAGGUUUCAAAGGACAUUAAAUAUGCGGAUAAGCAACCAAUUAUCCCAUGGGGCCCAAGGUUCACCAAGUCUGAGGAGAAGGACAUAAGGAUAAACAUGGCAAUAUCAGCUGCAUUUAUUGCUUGGAUUGUAGUUGCACGAAGUGCUGAUUGGAAGCCUGUGCAGUUUUUAUCCUUUGUAUUUGUUUAUAGAAUCUUUGAGAAGUUAAAAGCAUUUGAACCACCUGUUUCCACCACAUUUACAGAAGAAGGUGAAGAUGAAGGACGCAUGAUGCGAAUGGGGAAACGGUUGCUACGUUCUCUUGCACUGUCUUUUGGAUGUAUAGCUAUUGCAUCUUUGGGAUAUACUGGGAUUGUGAAUUUGAUCGAAUUUAUUAGUGGUUAUGUCCCUAUUGCCUUGUAUAACAACCAGGAAGUGAUUGUGACAGCUGUAACUUCUUUGAGUUUGUAUUUCAUGGCCUCGUAUUACAGAUGAGUUAAAACUAUUUUUGUUGUUGAGGAAGGGUGCGAUUUUAUCAGGAAUCAAAUUUUGUAGUAGUCUUAAAUUAUAAAUGUAUGGUUCUAUAUAUGCUAAAAAGGAAUGAUGAUGACAUCUGAUGAAUUGAUGCAAUAGUGAUUUGUACCAUAAGCAAUGUAGAUUGUACUUUGCUUUGAA